AUGGUCCCUGGUAUUCCGGAAAUAGGCGCUCCUGCGCUAGCCGGACUUUCCGCCUCCCCGCGUUAUUCUCCCCCCCAUUCCGCUCCGCGCAUCCUCCAAGCUCGUAACCAAUCCCGCUCCAGCCGGAUCACAACCGCUGCAACCUCAAAUCCCGCGGGGGGAACCUCCGCUUCCCCCGCUUCCGCGCCCGCUGCGCCUAGGCCCGGCGCGGGCGGAGGCGGGGAGGCACUUAUAACGGGGGAAGGGCUGGCGAAGAGCUUCGGAAUGGACGUGCUUUUUGAGGGGCUGGAUGUGACUAUAAGCAGAGGGCAGAAACUGGGGCUGCUGGGGCGGAACGGAUGCGGUAAAAGCACAUUGCUGAGGAUACUAGCGGGGAUGGACGCACCUGAUCAGGGCAAGGUGCAGCGCAGGCGGAACCUGAACCUGGCGUUUCUCGCUCAGGACCCCGACCUGCCCUCGCAUCUGUCUCUGCUAGACGCAGUGCUGUCAGCGGACAAUGCUGCCAUGCGCGCUGUGAGGGAGUACGAGCGAGCAGCACAGAGAAUGAAGGGCAGAGACCCCACCCCAGCAGAGGCAGCGGCGCUGCAGCGGGCAAUAGAUGGGGUGGAGGCGAUGGGGGCAUGGGACGUGGUGGCAGAGGCAGAGAAGCUUCUAGAAAUACUAGGGCUGGGGGACGCUGCUCUGACCAACAGUGGUGGCGGUGGCAGUGGUGGUGGGAUUAUGGAGCGGCAAGUUUCGUCGCUUAGUGGCGGGCAGAGGAAGCGGGUGGCCCUGGCUGCAACGCUGCUGGCGAAGCCAGAGCUCAUCAUUCUCGAUGAGCCCACCAACCACAUGGACGUGGCAGUCAUUGAUUGGAUGCAAUCGGCCCUCUCCGAUCCCUCUCUAACCGUCGUCCUCGUCUCCCACGACCGUUACUUUCUCGACGCUGUCUGCACGCACAUGCUCGAAAUAGAUCGCGGGUACUCUUUUCGGCACUCGGGCAACUACUCAAACUUUUUGGCUGCCCGGGCGAAGCGGGCAGCCGAAGAAGCCGCCGCGAUUGGCCGGGCAGCGAACACGCUGCGGCGGGAGGGGGAGUGGAUGCGGCGAAUGCCGAAAGCUAGAUCGACUAAGUCCCGGUCGAGAAUCGACCGGUUUUUGGCGCUUACUAAAGCGACGGCGGAGAAAAGGCAGCGGCAGCAGCAGGCGGCGGUGGGGAGAGUGGUGGAGAUGGGUAUGGGGGAGGCACGGCUGGGUGGGAAGGUGUUGGAGCUGAGAGAUGCGACGGCGAUGCGAGGAGAGAGCACCGUGUUUGAAGGGUUCACGUAUGAGUUUGGUCGGGGGGAUCGCCUGGGAGUGGUAGGGCGCAAUGGAGCAGGAAAAACCACUUUUCUUGAUGCCUUAGCGGGGUUGCUGCCUCUCCCAUCAGGCACUAGAGAUGUUGGGGAGACAGUGGUGAUGGGGUAUUACACACAGCACAUGCCCCCUGUGCCUGACAACAUGCGAGUACUCGACUUCGUUCAAAACUUCAACCCCACUGCUGCUGUUCUCGGCUCCUGGGGUUCCAUCCCUGCUGCUGCUGCUGCUGCUGCUGAUGCUGCUGCUGCUGCUGCUGCCGCUGGUGCUGCCGCUGGUUCGGCCGAGCCUGUUUCUGCUUCGGAGCUUCUGGAGCGGUUUGGGUUUCCGCGGGCGAAGCAAUACGCCUGGGCAUCGAAGCUCAGUGGAGGGGAGAAGCGACGGCUGCUGCUGGCGGCAGUAUUGGCUCAACGACCCAACUUCCUCAUGCUGGACGAACCCACCAACGACCUGGACUUACAGACCAUUGAGGUUCUCGAGUCAUUUCUCUCGGCCUACGAGGGCUGUCUGCUGGUCGCCUCCCACGACCGUGCAUUCAUGGAUGCGGUGGUCGAUCGCCAGUUUGUGCUGCAAGGGGACGGACAGGUGUUGCUAUAUGAUGGGCUGUUCUCGGAAUACCUCGCUGACGCGCAGGAGCAAAAGGCGGAGAAGGAAAAGGAGGAGAAGGAGAGGGUUGCGGAGGAGGACAGGAGGAAGGAGGCUGAAGGGAAGAGUGUGGUUGAGGAGCAGAGGAAGCGGGAGGAGGGAGCGGGUUCGGGUGGGAGUAAGACGAAAGGCAAGUCGGCUCGGAAAAUGUCGUAUAUGGAGAGGAAGGAGUGGGAGCGGUUGGAACAGGAGAUUGAGAAGUUGGAGAAGAAAAAGGUGGCGGUUGAGGCACAGCUUGAGCGGAAGAGCAAGGCGGGAGAUUUUGCGAUGCUCCAAGAAUUGUCGGAUGAGCUUGCUGCGCUGGGGCAGGCUAUAGAGGUGAAAUCAGAUAGGUGGCUAGAGUUGGCAGAGCUAGCUGAGGAGUAA
Messenger RNA from Closterium sp. Yama58-4, 2346 nucleotides. NCBI's taxonomy places the organism in Eukaryota, Viridiplantae, Streptophyta, Zygnematophyceae, Desmidiales, Closteriaceae. The record is from the annotation of a GenBank genome assembly.